UCUGGUACAGUCAUCCCAAGCCUCUUCGGCGGGACUGUGAUGGCCGGAGAGAUGACGAUCUUAGGAUCAGCUGUUUUGACUCUCCUGUUGGCUGGCUAUUUGGCACAACAGUAUUUACCACUGCCUACUCCUAAAGUGAUUGGCAUUGACCUUGGCACCACCUACUGUUCGGUUGGGGUGUUCUUUCCUGGCAGUGGGAAAGUAAAGGUCAUCCCAGAUGAAAAUGGGCAUAUCAGCAUACCCAGCAUGGUGUCCUUUACUGACCGUGAUGUGUUUGUGGGGUAUGAAAGCUUAGAGCUGGCAGAUUCAAAUCCUCAGAAUACAAUAUAUGAUGCCAAAAGAUUCAUAGGCAAGAUUUUUACCCCAGAAGAGCUGGAGGCUGAAAUUGGCAGAUACCCAUUUAAGGUUUUAAACAAAAAUGGAAUGGUUGAGUUUUCUGUGACAAGUAAUGAGACCAUCACAGUUUCCCCAGAAUAUGUUGGCUCUAGACUGUUGUUGAAAUUGAAGGAAAUGGCAGAGGAAUACCUUGGAAUGCCAGUCGCCAAUGCUGUUAUUUCUGUACCAGCAGAAUUUGAUCUAAAACAGAGAAAUUCAACAAUUGAAGCUGCUAACCUAGCAGGACUGAAGAUCUUGAGGGUAAUAAAUGAACCCACAGCGGCAGCUAUGGCCUAUGGUCUCCACAAGGCUGAUGUCUUUCAUGUCUUGGUGAUAGAUUUGGGCGGAGGAACUCUAGAUGUGUCAUUGCUGAAUAAACAAGGAGGAAUGUUUCUAACCCGAGCAAUGUCUGGAAACAAUAAACUUGGAGGACAGGACUUCAAUCAGAGAUUGCUUCAGUACUUAUAUAAACAGAUCUAUGAAACCUAUGGCUUCCUACCUUCUAGGAAAGAGGAAAUUCACAGAUUACGACAAGCCGUGGAAAUGGUCAAAUUAAAUCUGACGCUUCAUCAGUCUGCUCAGUUGUCAGUAUUACUAACCGUGGAGGAAAAGGACAGGAAGGAACCUCAGAGUACUGACACUGAACUGCCAAAGGACAGGCUUUCCCCAUCAGAUGGCCACCCUAUGAACAAUGUGUUUGAAGCUGGCCUUUCUGAAAAGAAGAGUGGAGAAAGUCAAGUUUUAUUUGAAACAGAAAUAUCACGGAAGCUUUUUGACUCCAUUAAUGAAGAUCUCUUCCAGAAAAUACUCGUCCCCAUUCAGCAAGUAUUAAAAGAAGGCCACCUGGAAAAGACUGAGAUUGACGAGGUGGUUUUGGUUGGAGGCUCUACUCGCAUUCCUCGAAUCCGCCAGGUCAUUCAGGAGUUCUUUGGAAAGGAUCCCAACACGUCUGUAGACCCUGACCUGGCAGUGGUGACAGGAGUGGCUAUCCAAGCGGGGAUUGAUGGAGGCUCUUGGCCUCUCCAAGUCAGUGCUUUGGAAAUUCCCAAUAAGCAUUUACAGAAGACCAACUUCAACUGAAUUAUGGAGGAAUCAUUCUUACUCGUGAUUGUGUGAUGAUCUCUUCCUGUUUAUCAGACUGCCUCCUCCAAUAAAGAAAGUCUCUAAAAUAUCUCACAAAUUUACCUAAAAGGCAGCAUUUAGAUACACAACAAUUUUACAUAACAUUUUGUUUUAGGAUUAAAUGUGACCAGAUUGAUCCUCUUUGAUUUUGGAGAGAUCCCAUUCCAACAAAUACUUCUAAAAUGAUAGAAUUGAGGUAAAACCUUAGAGGAGCAUGGGUGGCUAUAUUUUCUGGAUUCUGGAAGUAGAUAACCAUAUGCACUUAAAAUUACAUUCUGUAAACAUUGCCUAGUGCCAAUUAUAGGAUUCCCAGUUCUUACUAAAUUGUAUUAGCAGGAGCUGGUAAUUUAUUUACUUGGUUAUUACAUAUGACUAUUAAUUUACCUCUACUUGAAGGACAGUGUUGAUGUCAGUUAUAUACAUUGGUUAGGAGAUAGCAGUAUUAUUAAUAUAAGCUGAUAGAUAGUAUUCAAUAACUGCCAUAUUAAAUAAAUUUACUUUCGCAAAUUCAGUAUCCCAUUAUGUGUCUUGUUCAUGUAAUCUGCAUUCUCCAGCUUUUUAAAAUAUAUUUAUUGGCUCAGUUUAUUUUAUUUCUAAAAUAGCUACUGAUUUAUUCAAAUGUUUCAAUAUCAGAUAGUAGAAAUAGCCAAUUUACAUUUCAGUUCUUUGAUCUGCUGUCCAUCAUUCUCUGCUUGGAUUUCCAUAAUUCUGCCUGGUUAGAAAACAAUAGGGAAUUAUUAAUUGCAUUUUAAAUAUGUGUUAAUGUCACAAUAAAGCCAUCAUUACUAUCACUUUUUUGUUAUCCAAACUCUUUGCAGACUUUAGUAAAUAGCAGUAAUUAGCUACAAUAUUUGUUUUGUUUUGUUAUUUUCAGCAAGCCCUGGAGAAUGUAGUUUGCAUUUGAACUAUCAAAUCGUACUUGAUUCACUUUUACUGAGAUUUUCCCCCAUAUUAAUCCCCUUAAUAAUUAAUCCCCAUAAUAAUUAACUGAAUUGUGCUUGAUUCAGUUUUACUGAGAUUUUUUCCCCAUAUUAAUUUUGAGCAAGGAAAAUGUGCUCAAUUGUAAAACCUUGUUAUUGUUUCCUACUAUCGUUUUAAAAUAGUCACACUGGGACUGUUUUCAGCCUUAAGGUUAGUGUGUGAUGAGAACAAAAAGUUUGUUAAUAUUGGAAGUAACGUGGAUAUCUAAUCUGGAAGGAGGCAGUAUCGAAGAAUUCCCAUAAAUCCACAUUUGUAGCAGUUCUGUUUUUGUUUUUGUUUCUUUCCUUUUAGAAAAGCUACAGGGACCAAGAAAGAAAAUAUAGCAGUUCUGUUUCUGUGAUGCCUAUAGUAUUUGAAGAUAUAUUUUCUUUUCCCUUAAUAUAGGCAUGCUUCAUAUCAAUAUUCAAAAAUUAUACUCUGGUCAGCAUUUUUGUUACUGUAAAGCAUGUCUGCUUUAUCCAUUGUUAAAUUUGAAAUGAUGUUGAAUUUCCAAUCACUGAAAAAGAGAACUAAGCAAACGCAUUUUAGCAACAUCAAAACAUUUCAGCUUCUCAUAGUAAAAAGCUGAAUGUUAAUAUUUUUUUGCAGAUCUAACAAAUGUUUCUUAGCAAUGAAAUUGCUGUUAAAACACAAUUUCAAUCAAAUAUUUUUGUGUACAGAAAAUGUCAAUAGUAGGUAGGUAGAAUAAUAUGAAAUGUUGACAUAUUUUAUUUUAGAACUAACAGAGAAAUGCCAAAGAGGAAUCCUUCACUGCAUUAUGGAAAUACUCAAGUGUUCUCUUGGACUUUAAUAAAUCUUUAACAGAUUUUAGAAUUGAAAAAGAUCUCUUUGUGAAGGUCUUUAAAAAAGUGUUCAAUUUAUCGGAAUCUCUACAUACAGUAUCAGCUUUAACCUAAAGCAUUUUAGGAUUUUUUUAAAAAGCUUGAAUUUCUCAAAUAUGUGAGAUAGUCCAGGACAAUCUGUUAACACGUUUUAGAGGAAACAAUUUGCAAAACAGGGCAGCUAUUCUCAUACAUUAAAAUUGGAAUUUAAGUAAUUUGAUUGUGUCUGAAAAAUCGAAUGGCAGUGUUGGAAUUUGGGGGUAAAAGUUUAGCAUAUUCUCUAGUAUAGUUACACCUUUAAAAACAUAAAGUGAUGUCUAUCUUCAAUCAUAUUUUAGGGGGCUAUAUAUAAAUAGUCUUGAAAUUAAUGUAGUUUAUUUAUUUAAAAGAUAAAAAUGCAUCCUGAAAGGGAUCAUUUAUGCAUAAUAAUCUGAAGACAUUUUUCAUAAAACAAAAUUCAUUUUGGUCAUCUAGCUAGUGUUUUUUGAAGCGCUUAACUUCUAAAAUAUUAACUGUCUUGUAUGAUUAGAAUAUGUGAAUGAGUAAUUUAUUUUAUAUUAGGAAUGUUUUGGUACUGUGUUUUCGCUCAAACCACUGACUUAUCAACAGAUCCUGCUGUGUGUAUAAUAUGUUCUGAAGACUAUGGUUAUUGUGCAUAACAGAUUGUGCCUCUCAAAUUUGUGUACACAAGUAAUUCACAUUUUAAUGUAAAUAAAUACUACUUUGCAGUUUGUUUUUUAAA
Equus quagga is the source of this 4041-nucleotide messenger RNA. RefSeq names its product heat shock protein family A (Hsp70) member 13 (gene HSPA13). Bases 40 to 1455 code for a protein of 471 amino acids. Gene Ontology annotation, biological process: vesicle-mediated transport; cellular response to unfolded protein; protein refolding. Gene Ontology annotation, cellular component: plasma membrane; cytoplasm; cytosol. Gene Ontology annotation, molecular function: ATP hydrolysis activity; ATP-dependent protein folding chaperone; heat shock protein binding. Lineage: Eukaryota; Metazoa; Chordata; Mammalia; Perissodactyla; Equidae. The record is from RefSeq and is a predicted model, not a curated record. The transcript has 5 exons.